AUGACCAAGAACUCCUACUUCGGCGAGCGUGCCCUGCUCUUCGAUGAGCCUCGCACCGCCACGGUCGAGGUCUCUUCACCGGAGGCAGAGCUUUGGUCCAUCGAGAAAUCCACCUUCUCGUCGAUCGUGAAGGGCAAGAUGCAACAAGAGCUGAUGCAUCGUAUUCGCCUGCAAGAUACUGACUUCACCAUGAAGGACCUCAAGACAGUCCGAGUCAUUGGGGCAGGAGCAGCAGGCGUAGUGCGGCUGGUGAUGAACAAGAAGACAGGCAAUCCACGGCACGUGUGUUUGUUCUUCUUUGGGCGUUCAGAAGCCAAUGCAAUUCUGUGCCAGAACCCUGUAGCCGCGUAUGCUCUGAAGCGGGUCCGGAAGAACCAGGGGAAGAUCCCUGUGGAGGUCAAGCGUGAAUGCGAACUGCUCAAGGCCCAGGAGCACCCCUUCAUCAUGAGACUGGUGCAAACCUUCGAGACGCACAAGAGCGUCUACAUCCUCACCGAGCUCAUCACCGGUGGCGAGCUCCAUGGGGCGAUCCGUGAAAUUCCCACAGUGCUCUCCAGGGCACAGGCACAAUUCUACACCGGAUGCUUGAUCAUCGUUCUGGAGGAGCUAAGUGAGAAGAACAUCAUCUACAGAGACCUUAAGCCCGAGAACGUGAUGCUCGACGCACAAGGUUAUUUGAAGCUGAUUGAUUUUGGAAUCGCCAAAAAACUGGAGGAAGGGAAAACCAGAACCUUCACCAUGAUCGGCACUCCCCACUAUAUGGCUCCGGAGAUCAUGCGUGGCCAUGGCUACGGAACGGAGGUGGACUUGUGGUCUUUGGGGAUCAUCCUCUUUGAGUUCGUUUGCGGCUAUUUGCCCUUCGCCGACGAGCUGGAUGACCCCACAGAGGUUUGCACGGCCGUGCUGAAGGAUCCCUUAGAGUUUCAUUCGCGCUUCAAGGAUGCCCAGUGUAAAGCGGUCAUCCAGGGGAUGCUCAACCGGCAGCCGAAGAAGCGCUUGGGAGCUGGCAUGAAUGGCUGGGAAGAUAUCAGGAAUUCUGAAUUCUUCCUCAUCGGGCACAGCGGCAGUACCCUGUUCGACAAGAUCAUGGGCCGAGAGCUGGAAGCACCGGUGAUGCCCAAGGGCGAGAAGUAUUGCGAGCCCACCGACAUCGACUUUACCUUGAGCGACGAGGGUGAGCUGGGCUGA
This is a messenger RNA of Durusdinium trenchii, 1188 nucleotides long. The record is from the annotation of a GenBank genome assembly. NCBI's taxonomy places the organism in Eukaryota, Dinophyceae, Suessiales, Symbiodiniaceae.